AUGACAUGCCCAUCUUACACUGUUUCUGUGUCGCCGCGAGUGCGGGAGAAGUUCCCCGUACUGGUGUUCAUCCACGGCGAGUCGUACGAAUGGAACUCGGGCAACCCGUACGACGGCACCACGCUCGCCAGCUUCGGCCGCAUCAUCGUCAUCACUCUCAACUUCCGGCUCGGCAUCCUCGGUUUCCUGCGCCCGGAGUUCGGUCCGGACUCAGCGAGCAACCUGGGGCUGCUGGACCAGAUAGCGGCGCUGCAGUGGAUCAAGGACAACAUCGCCGCCUUCGACGGCGACCCCACCAACGUGACGCUCAUGGGUCACGACACGGGCGCCGCCUGCGUCAACCUGCUGCUCGUCUCGCCCAUCACGGAGCAAGGGCUGUUCCAGCGCGCCAUCCUGAUGAGCGGGUCGGCGCUGUCCGACUGGGCGCUGACGGCGAACCCGCGGCCGGUGACGAUCCAGGUGGCGGACGCGCUCAACUGCCCCACGCAGAACGAGCUCCUGGCCUGCCUGCGCCGCCAGAGCCUCGAGGACCUGAUGGCCGUCCAGGUGAAGGCGGCGCCCUUCGUCUCGCCCUUCGCGCCCGUCGUCGACGGCACCUCCGUCCCGAACGACCCCGAGCAGAUCAUGGGCGUCUACCAUAGCCUCUUCAGCAGGUACGACCUGAUGUACGGCGUGACGCAGAUCGAGAGCUACCAGCUGUUCGGCAAAGAGGCGCUGGUGUACGGCAUCCUGGAAAAGGUGUGCCUUGAAACGCUGAAAGAUUACAUGCAGGCGAGGUUUCAGAUCCGGACGGAGCUGGCGGUGGGGGAGGCACAGGCGCUGUACAGCCGCGGCGACUGGGACGCGCCGCUGGACGCCGAGGACCACCGCGACGCGCUGCUGCACAUGCUGACCGACGCCCGCGUCGUGGCGCCCGUCGUGCGCACCGGCGACUACCACUCCAGGGUCAACGACCGCUCCUACUUCUACGUCUUCACCCACCGCACUGUCUACGGCGACUACUCCAAUUCCAAGCCGCAAGGCAGCAUAAGCGGCGAGGAGCUGGCGUACGUGUUCGGUGCGCCCGUGGAGGGGAGCCGCCACCAGCACCCGCACAUCUUCACGCCUUCCGAGAGGAUCCUCUCCGAGAACGUCAUGACGCUGUGGACCAACUUCGCCAAGACUGGGAAUCCAAACGAGCCACACCCUGUGACGAGCAACGAACCUGUAGUGUGGCCCAAGUACGACCGUGAAGGUCAAAGGUUUCUUCAGAUAGACGAUCGGCUGUCGGUGGGCAAGCAGUACCGGCGGCGCUACACGGACUUCUGGAAUCGCGUGCUGCCCGAGAGGCUGAACAAGUCGUCGCGCGAGAGCUUCCCCAACACGAUGUCGCCGCACGGGCCGGCGCGCGCGCCGCACCCCGACGUGCAGGUGUCCCCGGCGUGGAGCCCGCCGCCCGCCUACCCGCCGCUGCGCCACCGCCCGCUGCCACCCCCGCCGCCUCCACUGCCCGCGCCGCCGCAGCGCACGCGGCCCUUCGACCCGCACUACAACUUCGAAAAGCCCUUCGGCGCCUCCUCCGGCAACAGAUGGGCGACGCCGCAGCCGCCUGGGGGCGGCGUGCCGUACGGCGAGCGUUCCAUCAACGACCGGCCGGACCACAGGGGCGCCAACGUCAGCGCCGCCGACAAGCCGCACGCCGCAGAGUUCCGCGAGCAACGCGACAAACUGCGCGUCCAGCAGCAGCUGAUGCGCCAGCGCUACGAGGACGUCACGGCGCUCGCCACCUCCGACGAGGACGACGCCGGCGAGCGCUACGUCCACAAGAAGGCCGACGCAGCCAGGCCCGCCACCUCCGCCGCAGCUGCCGCCGUCGCCGUGCGCGUCGCCACCGUCGACCGUCGACUCCGCAGGAAGAAGGAGCUCAUUGGCGCGGACGACGACUACGAAGCCAUCCGCAGCGCCGGCCGCACGGUGGAAGGAGCAGUGGCCGUCGCGUCGCCAGAGGCCGCGCUGCCCGCGGAGGACCUGCCGCUGGCGGGGGCGGCCGGCGCGGGGGCGGUGGCGCGGCGCAGCGCCUGGGGGGCGGCGCGCCAGUACAGCGGCAGCACCAUGGACCCGCACACCAAGGUGCGCGAGUGGAUCGCGCAGGAGAUCGUCCAGCGCUACUCGCCGCGCUUCCUCCGGCGCGCCAAGAAGACCGAAUCGCACGCGCCGGUGCUGCAGUCGUCGCAGAGCAUCCAGACGUCCUUCGACCAGGUGUCAACGUCCACGGCGACGCCCAGGCAGCUCAAGCGGCAGCAUGCCAUAGAGACGGCAGAGGUGGCUGUCUCAGCUACAGCCGCCGACGUGUCCGGGCACGGUUCCCACAGGUCCCGGCCGAAGAAAGUUUCCGUCGCCAUUGAUGCCACUCCGUCUGGAAGAGGCUCGAGCGUAGAGCACUCUAUGAGCAAAUCGAUGGACGAGCUCGGGACCUGCGUCUCUACGUCCAUGUUAACCCUAAAGAAACCCGCCCUCAAGCGGUCGCUGACCAUGGCGGAGGACCUAGCUGUUGCGUCCACUUCUAUUUCGCCGAGAAGCUCGUCUUCUGGCGAGCUGUUGAGCAGGAGCACUGCCAACAUCAGCCUGAAGUACACUCUUCCCAAUCAGCCGGCCCAAAAUCUCGAUGUCGUCAGAGUGGCACACGCUCAUUCCAGAUCAGAUCCAGCGGCCAGUUCUAAUCCACAUGUGCCGUCACAAUUGUCGGGCUCUAUGAAGAGUGGACACUCUCAGCCAGCAGAACUUCAUGCUGUAAAUAUCUCCUUAGAUCCUCACACAUCGCCAUCGGUGAUCUACGUCCCUGGUGGAAAGAUGCAGCAAUUGCAGACGUUCCCAGCAGGAAUUCAUCUUAGGUCAAAGGCUCUGCCAAAGAAAGAUGUUGCAAUUACUGCAACGCCCAUUCCUGUGGACGUCAAUGUGACGUCCAGAGACAGCAAUGGAGAAGAAACAGCCCAUGUGGGUGAUCCUCUGUCAAAUAUUCAGAAGAGAAAAUUUCCAAAAGUGCUGCCAGACUUCCCACAAGACGCUCCUACCAACGAGGUCGAGACGUUGGCAGCCCAGGCGGAUAACUUCAAGAGGAGGUCGCUUCCACCCAAUUCCCUCUUCAUGGCGUUGCCAGUCUCAGAAGUACCUGGUUCUCAGUCAUCUUCUGUUGCCUCAUCAGCAGCUUCUUUCAAAGACAUUCCAGGAAAGUCGAGUCUCACCAAGGUGCCGCCACCUCCACCGCCUAGGAUAUCCUCGACUCUGGGCCGAAAGCCCGCCAACACGGCUCCCAUCACACCACUUCCCACCAUUCCAGCUGGAGCUGUACCGGUUCACACCAGUUCCGAAAAGAAGACUCAGGCAGCUGCGGAGGUGCCUGUAGCAGCUACAGCUUCUGCACCGUCCCAUUACCAGAGGAUCGAGCCGAGGGUCAUCAUCAAGCCGACCAUCACCAGUCCGCAGACGAAGAAGGCUCAGGCAGCCCGCGGUCUGCAGAGCAUACCCCGCGUGACACCUAGCGAUCCAGUGACGCAUCCGGCACCCGGACCGCCGUCGCCGCGCUCGCCGGUGCAGGUGGAUAAACAACCUCAGCUUAGGGCGGCUGAUCCGUAUGCGCUUCCUGUGGCCAGGCAGCUUCCGACAGUUGCCACUGUCCACCAAGCUCCGAGUAGUCCUCAACAGCCUCUACAGAGCCUUCCAGUUGUUCAAGAGGAGGUUAAUCACCCGCAGCAGCAGUCGGCUGUAGCUUUCGUCGCGCCCCAGCAGAAAGCCCAAGCGAAGCAGACAGCGGCGGGAAAACAGGCACCGUCCUCUCCGGGCAAAAAGCGCCUGCAGCCCGUUCUCAAAGUUGUUGCGGAGACGUCGACGGACCCGUUCGAGGACACCGACUCCAGUACCGGCACGGUAAAACGCGUGAAGCGUCCCGCAGCGAAAGCCGCCCAAGGACAGACUCAGACGCAGCGAAAACCAGCGACCGAGGCAGCGCAGCACGCGAGUCCGAAAUCGACGAAGAAGGCUGCGCAACAGACGAAGCAGCUGACCGCUGCGCAGCAGACGACGCAGCCGGCGGCACAGCAGGUGUCGCCGCAAACCAGACCGGCGGCGGCUACGGCCAGCGCCACGACGAGCACCUCGGAACUGAGUUCGCCCUUAACCGAGGGCCGUGCUCACCCGCCGAAGAAGUGGUACAAGCAGUACCAGCACUCUUUCGUUUCCAAAUCGGAGGACGACCAGAAGACAUAAUAUUCGCGCGAGCAGUAUUCGUAUUUCCAGAGAGCUUAUUAUGCUUUUGUACAAAACAAAAACUUUUUUGCUUAAUUUUUCUUUUGUAAUUUCACUUUUUUUUUCAACGUCUCUGCGCUCCUACUUUGAGAGGCGCUGUUUCAGAGGCGUAACGAGACACUUGGGCACGUCCUGUAUUCCGUCUGUUGUACAAAACUCGAAGUAUUAUUAUUACUACCUGUCCGUAUUGCUGAGAAGUUUAUUACAAGUUCCUUCCGCUGUAGACACUAACGUCGGUGAUGCUGCUUUUUUUUGUAUAUUGUUGUCAUUUGCGCAUCGGAGCUGAAGCAUGCGGCAGACAGAAACUGUCUCCCCACCUUUCCUUUACGCGCUGUUAACAGUAGAUUAGUAGUAACGUCUGACCACAUUAAGCACGUGUAAUCAUCUCCUCAAUUUUUCCAUAAGAUGUUGUAACAGCACAUUUAACUCUCGCAUGUAAGAGAAAGAACGCGAAUAAAAUAAAACUUUGAAUGUUAAGAGUAAAUACAGUUUAACACUUUUGUAUCGCUCUGUGUUUACCAUGAACGCAAAACAUUUACUACGCUGUGACCUUAGCAGAACUGAAUAUUGAUGCUUUCACUGAAAUAAAAUAUUUGUCACCCGUAACAUACCGCCCAAAUUUUGGUAUACGUUGAAGUCUACACCAAUUAUUAUGCAACAUACAGGUUGUAGCUAAAACCCCUACAGAGUCUGAGGUCAGGUUCCCUACACCAAAAGAAGAAAAGAUAUCUAGUACCAUAAUCUAAAAUAUCUAGUACCAUGAGAGCUCUAAGCACUUGUUCGUCUUUGAUACUGUGAAACAACUCUCCUGCUGAAAGCUCUUUGCUUUCCAUAUUAUGGGAGGGACCAAUAUGAGAAAAAAAGUGUACAAAUAUGGCCUGUAAAAUGCGUACCUCAGGAGAUACGCGCACUUGACAUAAAUGUUUUCUUAGUAUCGUACCGCGCCAUAAUGCAAAAAAAAAAGAAAAAGAAAAAAACUAUGCUGGAGAAACCAAUGUUUCAGUCACUGCUAGAUUUACCUUCUUACGAGUCUACUGAUGUUUUUUAUCUGUGUGGAAUCUCUUAUAUUUAGCCAUUGUUGUUGACUGCGCAUAACGUUACGUCAUAAUUUUGAAAGGUCGUUGUUGUGAUUGGUCACUUGAGGCAGACGGAGCGGAAACUUUAUUUAAAUAGGUUGCUACGGUGCUGGAAGUGGGAAUCUGCAUUUGUCUAUCGCUUCUUGCAUUGUUUGCUACGAUUGGUGCUCAUCGGUAAAUGAGGUGUGCGCUCCUGUUUUCCACCUGCUGGAUGCAGGCCGCGUGGCUGCGGCCACUCGCCUGUAGAGCUCGCGUCACUUGUUGAUCGUGCUGUCUGUUCGAAUCUGAAGAUUGGCAGCCAGGAUGGGGCAAGCCUGUAUCCAGCCUCUCUGUUCUUCUUCUUAUGAGGUUUUAUUAUUUCUGUGGCUUCUCUGAUGUUGCGUUUCGAAAAGAUCUACUGCCUAGCCAGUAUGCGGGUUUCUUGCCGCAGUUUAUGGUUUAUGGUAUUUGGCCACUGCAGACAUGCUGUGCUGUCCCAGACGAAUGUAGUGCUCAUGUUUCCGUACGCGCGUUGCCAUGGCCUGCCAGUGUCACCGAUGUGUGCUUCUCCACACUGAACUUCUAUACACCGACAUUCCACCUAGUACGCACCUGCAGUGUGUAAAGUUUCUGUCUUGUCCUUCGUGGAGCCUAGCAUAUUCUGGACCUUAGAAUUGCUGUUGUAGACAGGCCGGACGCCAACCCCUAGAACAAUUUUACCAAUACAGUCAGUGACAUUUUUUACGUAAGGUAAGCACGCUGCUGGCUGCAGUUUGUCGGUUUCUUACCUAUCUCACUUUCUUUUGUUUGUUGCCAUGGCUAUUUGGAUCGAUUUAUGGUUGUAGCCACUGACCGCGAACGUUGUACACUGAUUUUUAAGCUCUUGUGUUAGGUUUCGAGCACCGCUUAGGCGCUGCGCAUGGACGGCCAACGGGGGGAUACCUGAGUUGUUCUGCAUUGGGUGGUGGUUUGAUUGGGUGUGCUAAUACCUGUCCAUAAGUGUAGGCCUCCUGUAUACUCUGUGUCCCACUGUGACGCCCGUUGCAGAAAAUUUCGUUUCUCUAGAAGAGCUCUUUUACGCUAUGACGUGGUACGAUACUCGACAAACUUUUUAUUUCAACUGAUUCUGACCGAGGAAUCCUACGCAAUUACACCUAAGAGCACUUGUUCAGUUGCAGAGAUAUGUUUCACUGCAGCAGGAACAGGAAGUGCUCAUGAUAGCUCUUAAAGUGAACUUUCAGACCCCAUGUUUAUUAGACUUCUUUUUCUUGGUUUGGUCCAUGGUACCAUCUUCCCAAAAUGUGAGAAGCAAAGAGCUUGCAGUAGAAGAGAUGUGUGUCAAUGCAUAGAAGAUGAACAAGUGAACGUAAGUCUAGAGGUAUGCAUUUUAGAACCCAAGAUUACUAGACUCUUUUCCUUCAUUUGGUGUAAGAAACCUGUCCUCAAAGUAUGUAAAGGGAAUUUAUUUACACCCUGCAUUUUGGAGUGAAAUACGUUUUCACAACGCUAAGCAGCAGUUUUGAUGCAAUAUAAAUGGGAACUUAAUAUGUCUCGUAGUAUUAUCCUGAAGAAGUGUUAAAAACUGAUUCAUUCAUCGGGAUAAAUGUACAUUUGUUUGCUUGCGUUCAGAUGUGCAACGGGUUUCGUUCUGAAGGGGCAACAGGCUUCAUAAACAUACAUCAUAUUCACAAUGGUUUCAUAAUUCCUGUUUCUGGGGUCUUGAAGCUGUAGAGAAGACUUAGUAGAUAAAGUUUUGGUAAGGGAACAAUAACCGGAAUUGUACCUUUUGGAUAUGAAAGUAGUUUGUAGAUAAAAUCUCUUUGCAAUCUUCUGGUUCCCAGCACGCACACAGUGGAGACAAUGAUCUCUCAGCCGCAUACUCUGCAGGAAACCAUGGCGUAGACAGUGUUUCGAGUAUCAGUCCCAUGGUUCUCGUCUUCAUCACGAAGCACGUCCUUUUUGAAGUCGAGAGUGUGGCGUACCAGUUUCUCGCAGGCGUUGUUGUAGUCGGACGAAAGUAGUGUAGUUAACAAGAGGCACUGAAGACGGAAUCCUCUUCUCAGAUUAUGUGCAUACCGUGAAACGGGACAUUUGAAAGAGUUUCGAUUCUCAAACUCGCCUUAGACCUAAACGGUGCAUUUCCGAACGUGGCUCCCUUGCCAAAAUUCUAUCUACUAAGGCCCCUCCACAACACCUAGAAGUCUGAAACAGGAGUUAUCAAACAAAUGAGGAAGAAUCCCCACAAACAUUAAUCUAAUGUAAAAGAUCAAGGAGCUGCCAUAGGCAAUGGUCGAGAGUUACAAAAAAAAAAAAAAAAAAAAAAAAAAAAUAUAUCCACUCCGAAUCCACUGAGAGGAGAGGAAAAUAACGUCCAGUUUCGUUUACCAUUGCCCUUUUCUACACUGUUUUCGCUGCCAUUAACUGUUGACAAUAAAAUUAGAUACGCCACAGUCUACGUUCCAUUGGUGUCUGCUUGCAAUACGACAUAGUCACGCUCGGCCUAAACCUGCCUAAAGAUAAAUUUCUAUGUAUAAUUGCUGCUCAUAUUUACUGGAGUCGCUGUGCAACGCAAGCUGUAUUAUCGAAAUAUCAGUUUCAUUUGGAAGUGAAACGUAAUUUGUAAAGAAAUUAACUCUUAAAUAACUACCUCAUUUUCCAGAAACUAUUUUCUAGUUUUGUAAUCAUAUGAAAGUUAAUUAUUUGUAGAUACGUUUAUUCAAAUGUGAAAACUGAAAUUGUAAUCUCUACAGAGCACAUAUUAAAUUUACUAUACAAAAAUCUGGAAAUCCUAGCUGUAAGACUCUUGUACAAUAAAUACCCUUUUUGUUGUGUAA
This is a messenger RNA of Schistocerca serialis cubense, 8170 nucleotides long. RefSeq lists its product as uncharacterized. Bases 1 to 4242 code for a protein of 1413 amino acids. The transcript has 12 exons. Gene Ontology annotation, cellular component: postsynaptic membrane; cell surface; synapse. The record is from RefSeq and is a predicted model, not a curated record. Gene Ontology annotation, molecular function: neurexin family protein binding; signaling receptor activity. Gene Ontology annotation, biological process: presynaptic membrane assembly; neuron cell-cell adhesion; synaptic vesicle endocytosis. NCBI's taxonomy places the organism in Eukaryota, Metazoa, Arthropoda, Insecta, Orthoptera, Acrididae.